This is a messenger RNA of Gongylonema pulchrum, 351 nucleotides long. The record is from the annotation of a GenBank genome assembly. Lineage: Eukaryota; Metazoa; Nematoda; Chromadorea; Rhabditida; Gongylonematidae.
AUGGCAGGCACGAAUGACAGCAAUGCAUUCGAGAAGUCAGGAAAAACAUGGCUCGUUGCAAUUUCGCAGAUAGUGAGAAUCGAUGGAAAAUAUGUCAAUAUUGACUUGAAUGGCAGACAAAAUGUGCUGGCGAGAGUGUCGAUUGUUAACUGCGAUUUAAAAUGUCUUUACGACAGAUAUGUGAAACCCGAAGCUGAGGUAACGGAUUAUCGCACUCACUUAUCCGGCCUCAGGCUUGAAGACGUCGAGAACGAUAAGCUGCUCCAGUCUUUGGACAGAUAUUUUGCAAAUUUUGCUUCUUUUUUUUUUCUUAUGCAUUUUGCCAUUCAGAUUGAAAAAGCAUUCAUUUAA